Spodoptera frugiperda (fall armyworm) is the source of this 4372-nucleotide messenger RNA. RefSeq lists its product as uncharacterized. The transcript is spliced from 7 exons. The coding region runs from base 544 to 2523 and encodes 659 amino acids. The record is from RefSeq and is a predicted model, not a curated record. NCBI's taxonomy places the organism in Eukaryota, Metazoa, Arthropoda, Insecta, Lepidoptera, Noctuidae.
AUGUACAUGAAUUGCACUCCCCACGAGACUACACAACGGUAUUGGGCAUUUCCCUGAACACAAAAUUUGGGUUUCAUGUUCCUUACCUACCACAGCGUGGUUAAAUAAGAAAAAUAUUUUUCCAAUUAAUGAUAAUUUCAAGGGGUUAAAAAGUGUUUAUAAAUCAACAAGACAUUACCGCGAAAACUAAUUUUGAAAAGUUGACGUCGUCAAUAUAGUGCGGAACUUAUUUUUCUUAGUUCUGUCGACCCUCACAUGGAUGGACUAUGAACAGUGAACUCGGAUCAACUGUGGAAACUUGUCGUGGAAUGUGUGAAUGAUAGUGAAUUUGAAUAUUCGUUUACGUAUCGUAGCUUCGGUGAUCAUCUGUCAAAAUAGUGAAGUGAUAAGUGGACGAUGCGCAUCGUGCAAAACGAUUGUUUACUAAUUUUUGACUGAAACUUGUCGCGGCGACGCUACAGAAUGUAGCCCUGGAUUAGAGCAACGUGCAGAAUAUAAAAAACUGUGCUUUAGUUUCAAGAGCUGUGAAGUGUGAUUGAAAACAUGACGGACACCGCGACCAGUGCUUCUACCAUGGUCAAGGUAAAGACAGAGCGGCCUGAUGAGGCCGAGAUUAGGGAACUGGCCGCCAAGAUGGUGGAGGCCAAUAAGGCCAAGGCGCUAGCAGCGUCCGUGGCGGCAGCACGGCCACCGCCCGGCUCGCUCGUCGGCGUGGCGCCGCCGGGCUCCGGGGGCCAAAUGGGACUUCUCAACUUCUUAGCUCGAAAACCAAAUGCUGCUACAACUGCUAGUGAAUUGCGACCUGCGCCUGACGGUGACAAAAAGAACCCGGCUCCAGAUGAGGCUAGUUGGAAAGGUCAUUUUGGGUGGGACAUGCUGGGUAAAUGUCAUAUACCUUACAUAUACCGGUCCUCUGAGAAGUACGUGGCUGUCAGGAUGGUGGAGAUCAAGCUGCUGAACAAGUACUUGAACUAUCUCCACGCAGACAUUUACUCGUGUACCUGUAUUAGAAGUUACUACAUCACUGAGAUCGAGGCCCGGCUGCUGAAUGAGAUCAACAACAGACACUGUGAUGGACAGUUUGGCCGGGAUCCAUUCACUCAGAAAGACUUAGUGGUGCGGUUAUCAGAUGCCUAUGAGUUCUAUAACUUCCUAGAUGUAUGUUACAAUAAGUUAUUAAGAGGUACAACAAAUAGUAAAGACAAAUGUGGUUUCAUUAGGAUAAACAAGGAGUCUGUUGUACCAUACACGGUGCGGGAUAACCAGAAAUUUGUUCCUCUAUUUUACUUUGAAGGUGAAACGGACAAUUUGAAAUUAAAGGCAGACCAGUUGAAAGGCUGGGACUUGUCGUACUUGAAGUUCUGUUGUAAAGUGCAGGGUAUUCGGAAUGAACUGUUUGCUAGUGAGACGUGUUCAGUGAUUAGUUUGUCAGACAUUAAAAGCUAUUUUCCACCGGGAACUGAGUUUGAGGAGUACUGGCCAAACAAAGUUGUUGAUUCACAGCUGUUGAUAUCGGCUAAAGGUUCUGUAUCUGGUGGCGGGCAAUGGACGCGUGCUCCGCCGGCGCCGCCUCCAGGAGUCGUUGGUGGAGUGGGAGUCGGGUCUGGCGCAGGCGUGGGCCUCAACAAUGUGAACAGCCAAUCCACGCGGGGCAGGCGGGCGAACACGCAGAGGCAUUCGCAAGCUUCUGCAGCCAUGCAGAUGCCCCACGGGGGACUGUCGGCAGCUACAGUACAAGCGCUGGCGAAUGGCUGGAGUCUACCCGCAGCGCUGACGCAAGCCCAGACUCAGCAAGUGCUGAGACUCGCACAGGCACAAGUGGCGCAGGCGCACGUGGCGGCGCGCUACAACAACGCGGCGAUCGCGGCCGCCACCGCCGGCCUGCCGCAGCAUCGCUCGCAGCACCAGCGUAACGUACAGUUUCCGAACAGUGCAAUUACAAUGGCGAUGGGUCAGCAACCCCCUCCACCUCUCGUGAGGAGCUCGGCAAACACAUCAACCAUGAAUGUACCCCCUCAAGUGACUGGAACAAUGAAUGGCCACUCAACCUCUCACUCCGUGGACAAUCGCAAAAGGCUUACUCCAAUACCCGACAUCAAUAUAACUGGCAACCAUACGCCGUAUAAGGUUCAGAAAGCGUUGGUGGAGAAUACUAUGGUACCCUGCAUCAACGCGAAACCCUACCAGUACACGGAGCUGCUUAUGACCCUGCCAGACCUGGCCAGCCACUUCUUCCCACGAGUCUCCCUCACCACGUGCCGCGCUAUGCUCGACGCGCUUGGGAUUACCCUCUACAGACCUAACUCGACUCAGGUACAAGUACUCCGCAACUCGGGCAAGUGUAAGACUGCAGCAGCGGGUGAGAACGGACAGGCGCUCGUACAGAUCCGUGACGUCAUGCAACACAUGCUGCAGUUCAAGUACAUGCUGCGGUCGGGGCUGGCGGCGGACGAGGCGCCGCUGUCGCAGCCCCGGCCGGCGCACGCGCCGCCGCCGCCCGCCAAGCGCGCGCGCGCCAACUGACCGCCGUCACCGCCCUGUGCCGCGCCGCCCUGUUCCCCGCUCGCCCCGCCACGCCAGCUGCGCAAGCUCGCGCCCGACCUGGUGCCCGACUGGGUCAAGCAGAGAGCCAGAAUGGUCGACUGCAUGCCUGCCCAGUAGGCAGUAACACCCACAAAUCUAGUGCCACCGACACCUAUCUGCGGAAACGAGGAUUCCAUUAUACAAUUAUGCAACAUAUCCCACGAACAAUUCAAAGUUUUAAUCUCGCCCAGUAUCAAUUCUAUUUAAUAUCCAAACAAUUAGAAAAUAUUUUGACAACAGUUUCAGUACGGUAAAAGCAUAUUGUACCAAGGGACCAGAGGAACCUGAAUCUGUGCUCGAGUUAAAAGUAAAUAUAUAACAUGAAAACAUUGAACCAGUUAGCCAGUAUUGAUGCUAACUACCUCAACAUACUAAAUGCAGUGAUAAAGUGUAUAGAUUGAAUGUGUGAUACACGACGUGAGAUUAGCGCGGAACAUUGAACGAGUGUUGUGAGACAGUUUAGAACAUUGUAUAGAGUGACAAGAAACACGAUUGUAAAGUUGGCUGCGAGCUGACUUAGGGUCUGAGCCAGUGACUGUGUCUGCAAUUUAGACUGUCCAAGUAUCAAAGACGUUAAUGCGCAUGGGACUUGUCAAUUUUUCCCUAGCUUGUACAAACUGUAUCAUACUAUAUUUGUAAAUCGAAAGAUCUAAUUUAUAGCAAUCUAUUUGUACUAUUCAAUAGAGAAGACUGAGAAUUUUAUUUUUUAAUAAUUUCCUAAAAAAACAAAAGCUAUAGACAUGUUGUGAACGUUUAGUUUUAGUUUAGUCGAGUUUUUGCGAAGAGUGUUUUGGUAUGACUUUUAAGUUAAUUUGUAUGUUGAUUUUAUGUAUACGAUAUGUAAAUAGUUCCCUGCAUUUAAGCAGUACAUGUUAUUUUCGCAAUACAUUUAAUAUAUGCAUAAAUAAUACUUAAAAUUUUAGUGUAACACUGAAAAAGUAAGGGUUAUUUGAAUCAUAAAAGUAUUGCUUAAAUUGCAUAUUCAGAAGCUUUUUAAAUUAUCAUCACAAUUAAAAUGUUAACUUCACAAAAUUUGUCACAUUUUAUAUCAGUAAUGUGAGAUGCCAAGUAAUUAUAGAGCUAAGAAAGGCAUGACAAGUAUGUAAGAUAAUGAAGGAUGGCAAAUAUGUAUAUUAGAGAAAUACAUAGCUAUUUAGGACCAUGCCUCGAAUUUUCUUCAAGAAAAUGGCAAUAUUUAGCCCGCCAGGAACAAAAGUAAGUUGCCUUGUUGGAUGCACAAAUCUUAAUCAUUUAUAUUUUAAGUAGCUUAAUAAUCAAAGGGCCUUUAUAAAUGUUUCACCAAAUCCAGCCACAUUUAUUUAUUGUAAUAAUAACUCGCUGUAGGACAUGUAGAUCUCCUUGGCUCAUGUGUAAUUAUAGUGACAAGUCAAAAAGGGAAUCUCAUGUUCUACAGAAUGAUGUCAACAGGUGGAUAUAUAUGUAUUAAUUAAGUAUUAAAUCCCCAUACAGCCACGCAAUAAUAAUUAUUACUAUUAUAUUAAGGUAGACAAUAUAAUUAUAUAGUAUAUGUCUAAUUGGACUGGGUUUGGUUAAGAAACAUGGCUCCUUUUGUCAAACACUUGUAAUCUAUUGUAUUCAGUUCUGUGGGUAGUGGUUCCUGGCUUUUCCAGUGAAUAUAACAAUACUUCAUUAUUAUAAUUCUAACUUUCCAAUAGGAAAUGUGUCGAUCCUACCUACAUGGGGUUUGAGAUGCGAAAAAAUGUUGUGUAUUGUUCUAAUUUUAAUUGCGCAUUUUAUAUACAUACUUUAUUUGUAAGGAUGGAAGAUA